AUAUUAAGAAAAAAAAUAUUUAAACAAUCUUUAAUUGUGGACGAAAAUAAUGAAAUAGGAAAAGUUUGGAAUGAUACUCUUUCAUUAGGAACUGAUACAUACAUAAUUAAAUUUCAUAACAAUCUAUUAACCAAAUAUAAGGGUACAGAAUUAACGAUACCGUUUAGAGACUAUAUGGUGUUUAUUCAAUCAUAUUAUAAUGCAGCAAGUAUCUAUUAUUUUUCGAGGAUGUAUGAAAAGGCACUCAUAGUGAUAGAAGAUGGUGUGAAAUUCAGUUGUAAAGUUUUUAGUAAACGUUUUAAAAAUGAUCGUAGUAUUAUAGAUAAAGGGCAGUUCAAUGUAUGGAGUUGGCUGUUCCGGCUAUUAGUACAAGACAUAUCAAAAAGGAUUCCUGAGACUACACUUAGAAACAUUUUCAAAAUAUCAGAUAUAGAUGAAAAGUUAUACCAUCCCAAAUUAAAAAUUGAAAAUCAAGUCUUCCCCAGUUCAGUAGUAUUAUUCUAUCGAAGAUAUUUCUUAAAUGAUGAAAUAAUUGAAGAAAAAACGAUGGAAAUCUUUAAAGACUGGGCAAAUAAAAUAGAUGUUAAUUCCAUUGACAAAGAUAUUAUGUAUACCAAAAAUAUUUCAAUGUACAGUUUUUUAGUGUUCUUCAGUUUCGGAGAAAAAUAUGAAGAUAAAUUAGAAAAUAUAAUCAAAGCAAUUCAAUUGCCGGUAUUAUCGGUCGAAGAUAGAUUAUUAAACUAUAAAGCAAAUCAAUUGGCAGAGGAAUUUAUUUCAUUCUGUUUGGAUGAGUCUGAGUUAUCAUAUUAUAUGCCUUGUUAUUCGAAAAUUAAAAAACAGAUGGAACAAAAUCAGGGGUUUCCAGCUUUAAUUAUGACGGCGUAG
Messenger RNA from Myzus persicae (green peach aphid), 885 nucleotides. RefSeq lists its product as uncharacterized. The transcript is spliced from 8 exons. NCBI's taxonomy places the organism in Eukaryota, Metazoa, Arthropoda, Insecta, Hemiptera, Aphididae. The coding region runs from base 175 to 885 and encodes 236 amino acids. The record is from RefSeq and is a predicted model, not a curated record.